AUGAUCAAUAAUAGUAUCUGGCAUCAGGAAGUCAUACUGGUCAAGUUUCAGCUGUAUAUAUUCCUUAUAUUCAUCAGCGAAGAUCCCGAGUUCACGGACGUGAUCGAGAAUAUUACUGUGCCCGCGGGGCGUAACGUAAAAUUGGCUUGCUCAGUCAAGAACCUGGGAUCCUAUAAGGUCGCGUGGAUGCACUUCGAGCAGUCGGCCAUUCUCACAGUUCACAACCACGUGAUAACGCGUAAUCCGAGGAUUAGUGUCACCCACGAUAAGCACGACAAGCACCGCACCUGGUUCCUGCAUAUCAACAAUGUCCAGGAGGAGGACAGGGGCCGAUACAUGUGCCAAAUCAAUACGGUCACGGCCAAGACCCAGUAUGGAUUUGUCAAAGUAGUGGUGCCGCCCAAUAUAGACGACGCCCUGACCUCCAGUGACAUCAUCGUGCGCGAGGGCGAUAACGUUACGCUGCGCUGCAAGGCGAAAGGUAGUCCGGAGCCGACCAUCAAGUGGAAACGCGAUGACGGCAAUAAAAUCGUUGUCAACAAGACGCUCGAGGUGCACGACUUGGAGACGGACUCCCUGGAGCUGGAGCGGAUUUCGCGACUACACAUGGGCGCCUAUCUGUGCAUCGCCUCGAAUGGAGUGCCGCCCAGUGUGUCCAAGCGCAUCAAAGUCAGCGUGGACUUUUCGCCAAUGGUCUGGAUACCACAUCAGUUGGUGGGCAUUCCCAUUGGAUUCAACAUCACGCUGGAGUGCUUCAUCGAGGCGAAUCCCACAUCACUUAACUAUUGGACGCGCGAAAACGAUCAAAUGAUCACUGAGUCAUCAAAGUACAAUACCGAAACCAUACCCGGCCAUCCGUCGUACAAGGCGACCAUGCGGCUCACGAUUACCAACGUUCAGAGCAGCGAUUACGGCAACUACAAGUGCGUCGCCAAAAAUCCCCGGGGCGACAUGGACGGCAACAUAAAGCUCUACAUGUCCAGUCCGCCGACAACACAACCGCCACCCACAACCACAACGCUGCGGCGGACGACAACAACCGCGGCGGAAAUCGCACUGGACGGCUACAUCAACACGCCGCUGAAUGGCAUUGGCAUUGUGGGCGAAGGACCCACAAAUUCGGUGAUUGCGUCCGGCAAAUCGAGCAUUAAAUACCUAUCGAAUCUGAACGAGAUUGACAAGUCGAAGCAGAAGCUGACGGGCAGCAGCCCCAAGGGAUUCGACUGGUCCAAGGGCAAGAGCAGUGGGAGUCAUGGCAUCCUAGUGGCAACCAGUUGGCCCCUCACCUGCUGCAUCCUCGCGCUCCUCGCGCUGCUGGCGAGGCACUCUUGUGGUUGAGAAUUAUGCGCGAUUUCCAUUUUCCAUUUUAAUAAAGUGCCAUUACAAACUGUCGAAAUGAAAGGUGUACGAAGCCGAUGCAUACGAUUAGCCAUAACAACAGUGUAAUUAAUUAAGCGAAUUGCAAUUUGCAAACGUUAACGAAGUCUCUAAAGUCCCCCUCUGCAGCCCAUUAAUAUUUGAUUGCGUUCGGUGCCGAAAACCACAGCAUGUUAUUAGGCAAACAAAGGUACCAAAUUAAUGAACCUCGCAUAUUUGUUUACAACUCGUUCGGCAGCACUCUUAAAUAUUUUCUACACAUUCGGUUGGUUCAAAACUACCUCAGGGAAAUAAGUAUAUGUGGAUGCAUUUUUUUCCAAAAAAGUAUACUUUUAACAAAGUGAAUCCGGUCAAGCUUUUUUUUAAUUUAUAGGCCUUUUGAACCGCUAACAGAAUAUAUAAUAAUAAGACAUAGUUUAAUGGAAACUUAUAAAUAUAUUUUAUUAAAUUUAACAAGUCUUUAGGAAAUAAGUAUAUGUGUAUUUUUCAUUUGGUUCUCUUAAUCUUAUUAAUUGUUUCUGUAUUCAAUUAUUGUUUUUUAUUUUAGUAAUUUAUAUGCUUUCCCUUAGCCAUAAGAAGCUUAUGAAUGCGAUUUGGCAUAGAGUCUGCUAAAUUUUGGAGAGUUUCAUUGCUUAUUAGCUCCCACUCUGCAACCAAAACGUCUUUUAAUUGUCUGAUAUUGUCAAACUGCCGUCCAUUCUUAUAAAUUCUUGCUGAAAGAAUUCCCCAGAGGUCCUCAAUAGGGCUUAAGUCCGGACUAAUCGCUGGCCACUCCAGAAGUGGUAUAGAUUUUGAAGAAAAAAAUGUUUUUGUAGCACGUGAUGUAUGGAUUGGAGCGUUGUCCUGCUGAAAAGUCCAGUUAUCGGCGUAAAGCUCCGUUGCAAAGUCUAUUAAUUCUUCUUCCAGCAACUGGGUAUAUAUCUCGGAGUUUGUUUUGGUUGGAAUAAAACAAAUGCGAGACUUUCCUGCAUAUCCAAAAGCAGCCCAAACCAUCAGUGAUCCACCGCCAAAGUUCCUUUUGUGUCGUGUCUCUCGGGGAUGUCGUAAAUCACGCCAAUACUUAUGACACCCAUCUGGGCCAUCCAAAUUCCACUUUUUCUCAUCCGAAAAUAUAACACUGCGGAAUUCUUCGGUCCAAAAUUUGUAUUUUUCGGCAAAUGACAAACGUGAGCUUAUGUGACGUGGUAGUAGCAUUGGCACAGGCACCCGAGAGCUAUAUUUAACCGUCUUAUUUUCUGCCAAAAGCUGAUGAACCCGUCUCCUAGACACUUUGAGCUUCAAAUGGCGCUUAAUGUCGUUACAAGACAUUUGCUUGUUAACAGCUAGACGCUUAAUCUCGCGCUUGCACCUCUCGUCGAUGGUACUGGGUCUGCCACUGCGUUUGGCUUUUCCAUAAGAUUCCACGUUUUUUAAGAAAUUUGCAACCGUAUUUGGAUGUCUCGAAACUCUGGAAGCUAUUUCAGAAAUUUUGGCGCCACUUUCGCUCAAACCCAUAAUCAGACCGCGCUCUUCGGCAGACAAGUGUGUUCCACGAGGCAUUCUUAGAAAAAAACUGCAUUUUUUAUAGUGUUACAAGCGAUUAAUUGAUUACUUACAUAUUAUUUUUGUGUAAUUAAUUUAUUUUCUUUAGAAUACAGUCAAUUAACACCAAUUUACUCGAUCCAAAUAACACGCUGAUUGACAAAUGCGCACAAGCUUUUGUGUUCACAUAUACUUAUUUCCUAAGAAAAAAAAAUCGCGGCACACAAUUUUUCUAUAACGGUGCUACGAAUUGUGAGCAAAGAAGAAUUUUGCAUUUGCAUUGUAAGAACAGAAGGCAAGAGUAGAGUAUUGCAUACCAAUAAUAGAUUAAAAGCUACGAUUAUAGAAGAUAUAGGCUCAUAAACAGUAAAAAUAAUCAUACACAUAUACUUAUUUCCCUGAGGUACUAUCAGUUUACAUCUAUCGGCGAGGGUAUGCGCAUAAUGUUGCAAAAAGCAUUUCAGCAAAACAAAACCCAAAUACAUAAAUCCCGGUUAGUUAGAAAUAAAACCAAUUAAUUUACAUAAACAAGUGGAAAAAAUAUACCCUUCAAACGAUGCCAAAUUGUUAAAAAGAGCGCACUCACCUGCAAGCAAACUGUAAAUAAACGCGUAUAUGCAUGGAUAAAACCCAAAUGCAAUUGUAAAUUAUGUACUCGUUAUAGGCAUUAGAAAUGGAUGUUCAUUUGUACGAGAGUAGGCAUCAAACCAUUUAAAAACUAGAUACUUGACAGGAAAAAGAAAGGCUUAAAUACUCUAAAGAAACCAGGCACCUAAAAUGCAUUAAUCAAAAACCAUUAACCUAAAUAAGUAAAUAAGCAAAUAUGAGAUACGAAUAUUCACGAUUGAAGCGACAACUGUUGAUACAUAAUUUAGUUAGCUGAUCAGUUUUAAUAAGGGUUUACAUUUGAGAAAUAAUCGAGUUGCCAUAAAGCCAAAUCCAAAUAUGUAAGUUCUAAACUACUCAUACAGAAAUAUAUAUAUAUAUAUAUUUAAAUACCUACAUAUAUCAUAGGCCUUAGUUUGUGUUUCUUAACGAUAAGAGUGAUAAUGUAUAUUUAUUAACUUGCUCCCCGAGCGGAACAAACAGGCACUGCGAAAGAAACAAAUAAAAUAUCUAUGUAUUUGGGAUUGCUUCUUAA
Drosophila yakuba is the source of this 4039-nucleotide messenger RNA. It is a transcript of the gene DIP-epsilon, whose product is annotated as neurotrimin. The record is from RefSeq and is a predicted model, not a curated record. The coding region runs from base 1 to 1338 and encodes 445 amino acids. The transcript has 9 exons. NCBI's taxonomy places the organism in Eukaryota, Metazoa, Arthropoda, Insecta, Diptera, Drosophilidae. Gene Ontology annotation, cellular component: neuron projection.